AUGUUGGGAGCACAAGUUUUUCAUGACUGUGAGCAGUACCUUGGUUUACCCAUGAUUGCCGGAAAGUCUAAGACAAACACCUUUAAAGGUGUGAGGGAAAAAAUUUCAAAGAAGGUAACCGGGUGGAAAGAGAAGUUUAUCUCAAAGGCGGGGAGAGAAAUACUCAUAAAAACUGUUGCCCUGGCGGUACCAACGUAUACAAUGAGUAUUUUCAAAAUACCGAAGCAAGUAUGUGAGGAUAUCAAUUCUAUCUUGGCUCGAUAUUGGUGGGGUCAGCUAAAGAAUGAGAAGAAGGUUCAUUGGAUGAGUUGGAGCAAGCUGUGCAAGUCGAAGAAGAUGGGCGGAAUGUGUUUUCGGGAUUUACACGCUUUUAAUUUAGCCUUACUCGCUAAACAAGCAUGGAAACUGGUCCAGAAAACGGACUCUCUGUUUUACCGUAUUUAUAAAGCCAGAUACUUUCCAACCACUACGUUUUUGGAUGCUGAGAUGGGCCACAAUCCAUCGUAUGUUUGGCGCAGUCUACUCUCGGCGAGGGAGGUAAUCUUGGCUGGUUCAAAGUGGCAGGUGGGCAAUGGUGAAACCAUAAAAAUUUUGUCCCAUGAAUGGCUCCCUCAACCCCCGGAACUGAUUGGAGAUAUACUGGAAGAUAUGUGCGUGAAGGAGCUUAUUGAUCAACAAACGAAGCAAUGGGAUCGAGGUAAAGCGAAUACUCUGUUUUCUGAAGCUACUCGCCAAGAAAUUUUGGCGAUACCUCUCACACGGGUAGAGGAAGAGGAUAGAGUGAUUUGGAAGGCAAAUAAGGUCCAUGACUUCUUUGUUAAGUCUGCUUACUAG
This is a messenger RNA of Quercus lobata, 834 nucleotides long. RefSeq lists its product as uncharacterized. Lineage: Eukaryota; Viridiplantae; Streptophyta; Magnoliopsida; Fagales; Fagaceae. The transcript has a single exon. The record is from RefSeq and is a predicted model, not a curated record. The coding region runs from base 1 to 834 and encodes 277 amino acids.